Molecule: messenger RNA, 697 nt
Organism: Grammomys surdaster
Lineage: Eukaryota; Metazoa; Chordata; Mammalia; Rodentia; Muridae
Gene: Il17b
Product: interleukin 17B
Exons: 3
Coding region: 50-592 (180 amino acids)
Biological process (GO): inflammatory response
Cellular component (GO): extracellular region
Molecular function (GO): cytokine activity
Source: RefSeq, a predicted model, not a curated record
GGGGUUCCUGGCGGGCGGCAGCUGCAGGCCUGCCGCCUGACUUGGUGGGAUGGACUGGCCGCACAGCCUGCUCUUCCUUCUUGCCGUCUGCAUCUUCCUGGUACCAAGCCAGCCCCGGAACACCAAAGGCAAAAGGAAGGGACAAGGGAGGCCUGGCCCCUUGGCCCCUGGUCCUCACCAGGUGCCGCUGGACCUGGUGUCUCGAGUAAAGCCCUAUGCUCGAAUGGAAGAGUACGAGAGGAACCUUGGAGAGAUGGUGGCUCAGCUGAGGAACAGUUCUGAGCCAGCCAAGAAGAAAUGUGAAGUCAACCUGCAGCUGUGGCUGUCCAACAAAAGGAGCCUGUCUCCAUGGGGCUACAGCAUCAACCAUGACCCCAGCCGUAUCCCUGCAGACUUGCCUGAGGCACGGUGCCUAUGUUUGGGUUGCGUGAACCCCUUCACCAUGCAGGAGGACCGUAGCAUGGUGAGCGUGCCAGUGUUCAGCCAGGUGCCAGUGCGCCGCCGCCUCUGUCCGCAACCUCCUCGCCCCGGGCCCUGUCGCCAGCGUGUCGUCAUGGAGACCAUCGCUGUGGGUUGCACCUGCAUCUUCUGAGUCACCAACCCCCAACCCGGUGGCUGCUGCAACAACCUCCCGCCCCCUGCACCCACUGUGACCCUCAAGGCUGAUAAACAGUAAACGUUGUUCUUUGUAAAGGAA